GGUACGCUGAACGCACGCAGUUGCAGCAAAGGGAGCAUCGGUGCAUGUUCUCUGGUCGGAGGCGCGAGAAGAAGAAGGUGCACUUCAGCUUGCGUCUCCGACUGCCACGUCAUGAAAACCCCCGAGGUGCUUUUACUCGAAACGCCCACGAAAAUACACGGAUGGAGACGUACCAGCACAAUGGCCGCAAGAUCAUCCAGCUGAUCUUCAAGUCGACCGAGACGGGUCGGAAAACGACCAAGGAGGCGACGACGGGGCCUCGCCUUCCGCCGACGACGAUGUCGUCCAAGCCGCCGCCAACACACCGCGACAUUUUAGUGCGAGCGAGCCCGUCGGCCGCGGAUGUCCGGUUCGAAGACGGGCCGCAACGUGCACUACUCAAGGCCGCCGCGCUCAAGAAGCAAAAGCGCCAUCCUGCGCGACUACCGCCCUUGCGGGACGAGCAGCCUCCCGCGCCGUCACGUAUUCUCAACAACAACAACAACAAUAACAAUCAGCAGUCGACCUCGGAGCUACAUGGCCCGGAAACGAGCUCGCUCGAUUCGCAUGUGCUUCUUGGCGACGACCCGACGUCCAUCACCAUCACCAUUGACGAGAUGGACAAGGUGCUGGGGGACCUGCAGAGCUGGCGCUCGGAGCAUGCCAAAAAGGUCUCUUUGCAGCUUCUCGCCGUCGUCGAGGAGGCAUCUCCGGUGACCAACGACACGGACGGCGACAAUGACGCCACGGACGCUGAGCUCCACAAUCUCUAUAUGAAAGCCAAGGCGCGGUGGGCGACUGUCGACAAAUGGCAGCUCCAAGCGUCGGCGCCAACACCGGGAUUGCCGCCGGCGGACGAAGCCAAAGUGCAAUCGCUUUUGCAAAACUCGAGCAACGUCUCCAAGCUCCAGAAACUCCGUGACGAGGUGUUUCAGCUGCACGUACGCGACCUCUCGCGGCAGUGGCGCGAGUCGCUCAACAACGACCCCGAAGAAGCGGCCUUUGAAGCCAACUUGCUCGAGCUCGAGUGCGGCGUGCAGACCUACGCCGACGACCUCGACGCGUUACUCGCCCGCUUGGACGCGAUCCAGACGUCGGUGGACGCCCAUCAAGACGACACUGCGAUCAUGUCGUAGCGAUGGACGUAGUACAUGGCCUUUCUUUCGCGUGCUUUGCCGGCUCGUUUAUGUCCUUUCUGACUCAGAUGGCGUCCAUAGUCCAUCUGAGUAUGUUGUGCGAAGCAACACGCAUGCGUGUCCAAAGAGCUGCAUAAGGCGUCAACCACAAUCACCUAAUGGACUACACAGCCGUGUCUGUCUCGUCGA
Saprolegnia diclina VS20 is the source of this 1304-nucleotide messenger RNA. RefSeq lists its product as hypothetical. The record is from RefSeq and is a predicted model, not a curated record. NCBI's taxonomy places the organism in Eukaryota, Oomycota, Saprolegniomycetes, Saprolegniales, Saprolegniaceae. The coding region runs from base 45 to 1115 and encodes 356 amino acids. The transcript is spliced from 8 exons.